AAUGGCGGAAUAGCACCGCCCAAUGAGCUAACGUGAACUGUCGACAUUUUAUAUUUCAGCCGCCGAUUUAGCGCGCCCGCUCUUCAACUUGUGAUGCUUAGUGCAAACCUUUGGCACCUGCUAACUCCACUUCUCUUUUCGAGGGUGAUCCAAAUCUGUGUGGACCAGCCCGGACAAUUCAAAACUAUAACUCAGCAAUUGACCGCAUCCAAGCAGAAGGAGCACAAGACGUGGAAGGAGUAAAAUUCAGAAUGGAUGACGUAGAGCCAAGCAACAUAAGCAGUGCCAUUACUAAUGUGUUACCAGACCUACCAACCUCAAAUCUAAAUAUUGUAUUGGAGACAUUACAAUCUUUAGGUGUGGGAGCCACUGAAGAUUUACAGUAUAUUAAGGAAGCUGAUCUGCUCACAGUACUGAGACCAGUUCAAGCUAGAAAACUGUUGGCUGCAUGGAAACAAUCCACAGAGACAACUGAAUUCCAUAGUCAGUCAACAUUGACCUCUCCAGUGUCCUCAGCGUGCUCCUCAGUCUCACUGUCUUCCUCACCCUCACCCUCACCAUCACCCAGACACAUGAUUGCUACUGCAGAUUGGGUCGACAGCUUCCAGAUUCCAUGGGAGAAGCUCCCAGAAGCCUUAAUGCAGAGUUUGGAGAGAGGGAAAAGGCCAAGCUCAAAGUUACGCAGAGAACUGAUCCGAAUUGUAGUUGCUGAAAUGAUGCAUGCCUCUUCUUCUCCUGGUAAACAAUCCUCCACAGAGGUUGCGAAGAAAAUGGUAGCAAAGUAUCCACUGUCACUGCAAGAUGUUAUAGAAGGUGAUGUGGUAGGAACAGGAUAUCACUCACUCGUCAAGCAGCUGCAAGCACGAAUUGAAAAUGUAAAGCGGUCUUCAGUACCAAGAAUAUUGAAGCGCAGACGGGGGUCAGAUGAAUUUGACACAGAUGAAAUCACAGCUGAACAGAGGGCAGCUGUUCAGGACACAUAUGGCUGCAUAAAAUGGGAAAUGAAGUUUAUGCCAGUGAGUGAGACACUGGAAAGCCAAGAAGAGAAAAAAGAGAAAAUGAAAGUGAUAUUUGAACAGGCAACCUUCAACACAGAGGAGGUAAAACAUCUCAUGAAGUGCACAUACUUCUCCCAGCGUAAAUCAGUGAACAGUGGAACCGAUCUGCAAUUCCUCAUGCAAGAGUGGCCUUUCUUAUUCAAGGAAGUUGGCAUGGCAGUUCACUUUCAUGAAUUAACUGGUGUUUCCCUGAAAGAGACUUUCCUCAGUAAUGUUGAAAAAAAAGGAAAACGUGUUUUAGAUUUCAUGAGAAGUGUUUGUACAGAAAAAAGCAAACAUGUUUUGCAAGCGGCCACAAAGCUGAAAAUUCUGAGAGGACAGCUGGAGGGCUGCUCAGAAGAUGUAAAAGAUCUGGUGCUCCUCAUCCUCUCCUACUUUAAUGAAAAAGAGGAGGACUUGUUCUUCUAUGUGGAAGAAACUUGUAUGGCAAAAGAAGUACAAGUGGAAGGCUUACCUGUGACUCCAUGCAUCAUUGUAUGCGGAACAUCAUGUUAUGCUGCAAAGCAUUUCAUGCUGAGUGUUGACCAGAAAAUUGUCAACGACUACAUCUCCACCUUCAUCUCGGCUGUUUGCAUGAUGUUUGCAACCUACUACUGCCUCAACAUUCACUAUCCUGUGGGUCUGGGCUCCACACUUGAGUUUAUUCAGAGGUGUUUCUUCAACAUCAAUCCUGAGAAGGGCACAAAAGUGGAAACUAAGAAAAACAAGAAACAGCUAACAGUGAAUCCAAGAGUCCUCACACUCAUUGCAGAUCUCUCAGAUCAUGAGUGGAGAGAGGCAUGUUAAAUAUGGACUUUCAGUUCACAUCAUUUGAAGUGUUAACACAACACGUAUACACCACUAAUUGAGUUUUCAGUUUACCUUAUCUGUUAACCACCAACAAAGAAAGUACGCUUUUAGUAUUUGGGUUAAUGAUAAUGUUUUAUUGAGCAUUGUUUUUGUUUAAUUGGUAAACUGGCUUAUUCCAGAUUUUGUUAAAAGUACAAUGUAACAGACAUUUUUGUUAAAGGCUGCAUUUGUUCCAUUUUUUUUCUAGUUUUCAUUGAGGGAAAGAGCAAAUUUAUAUACUAAAUUUAUUUUUCUAAAGAUGUUACAAAACAAAUUCAUUAUACUCCCUGCACAUAGUGUUAUAUGCUUAUGAUUUUGGCAUUUAUAAUUAUUAUUAAUUUAUUUUUUUUGUUUCAAAAUAUUCUGGUACUAGCAAGGAGUUCAGAGUGUUUGGCUGAUUACAUGCAGAGUUUAAUAAACCUUUUGGAAAAUGCUUUCCAGACACCUUUUUUUCAGUGAUUAUUGUGACACUUCAGAUUAAGUUAAUGACUGGUGGGAUUGCUAAAAUCUAAGAAUCUACGUAAAAGUAAGUAAACUAAACACUUGAGAAUAUUUAUGUAAUUAUUUUUACACAAAACAGCAUGUGUAAACACAUUCUAUAAGCUAAAUAUUGCAUAUUGUGUAAAAUUAAAGCUUUUAUCUUCUAACACAUUUCAGGCACUGCAUUCAACCUUCACUAGAUGAUGACUUCAAGGAAACACAUUUCUGGACAAAAACAACACUAAAGUUCAUCAGGAAACAAUGGAAAGAGAUCAGGAUUGCAACUUUGGUUGCUGCAAUAACGGACAAUAUAUUUUCUUAUGUCUGCCAGAGUUUGAACACAAGGACUCUCUUUUCCUGACAAGUCUCUAUUUGGAUAAGAGACCUUUCAAGUAUAAAUUUGGAUGGGCAAUUCGGUGCUUCCAACUUUGCAGAAACGGGGUGUGGCCAGGCUCUAAGCUUCAAGAGGACCUUCUAAAAGUUCCGGUUUUCUGAACAUUGUAUCCUGUGUGUAAGAGACCUCUCUUCAGUCAAGUCUGGACCCAGUCAGACGCCAGUCUUAAGGAUAAUUGAUGAGAGAUCAUGCCAGUCCAUAUUGAAAUAGUGACUACAUGCAAGACUUCAAGCAGUACUACAUUUCAAGUUUGGAACAUACACAGUCCUGUGUCUUCCGUCAAGUGUGGGCUCAAUACUAUUGUUCAACCAGAGCAAGCAGCCCUGAUGGAUGUACAGUAUAUGUCUUCAUUGAUUAUCCUUACUUUUAUAUAUGGACACAUUUUAUUUCCAACAUCAACACGCCUUUGUGAGUACACUGGUCAAGUUAUUGGAUCAGCUCAAACUGUUUUAACACAGUCCCUGUAUGUAGUUUCAUUAAAAUCUAAUAAUUAUAGUUUGUGCCUUCAGUUGCUAUAGACUGUAUUUACUAGUUCAUUUUGCAAUUUCAAAAACCUGAUUGAUUGUUGUAAAAUCUGUGGCAAACAACUGUAAUGUCUUUUGUGUUUUACCGUGUUUUUUACGGUAAAGUUCUGGCAACCACAGCUGCCGGUAAUUUUCUGUAAAA
Molecule: messenger RNA, 3426 nt
Organism: Danio aesculapii
Lineage: Eukaryota; Metazoa; Chordata; Actinopteri; Cypriniformes; Danionidae
Exons: 11
Coding region: 252-1844 (530 amino acids)
Source: RefSeq, a predicted model, not a curated record